AUGGUCUCUCCAAACCUCACCAAAGCACUAUUUCUCCUCGCCACUGGUGCCUGGCAUCCACCCGCCUGCUAUAAUCAUCUCAAGACGGACCUAGCCUCCUUAGGCUAUGAUUGUGUUAUUCCCCAAAUGCCCUCUAUGGGCAACAACACAAAUGGCAUAACAUGGGAGGCUGACCGGGAUGAGGUUGUCUCAGUAGCAAUGGCAUACUUCGAUCAAGGAAGAGAAGUCAUCUUGGUGGGCCAUUCGUAUGGCGGGGUGCCAGCCACUGUUGCGACUGAGGGCCAAGGAGUUGAAGACAGGGUCAAGAAAGGACUUCUAGGAGGGUUCAGCAGCGUCAUUUUCCUCACAGCUUUUGCUGCACCUGCCCGAGGCACGGACUUGCUUAGCAUGUUCAGUGGCGAAUGGCCAGAAUGGCUAGACACAGGCAAGCCGUAUGUCAAAAACCAAAUCACUCGCAUCAACGAAAAGGGAAUCCCGCUUCUAUACAAUGAUGCCACCGAAGACGAAGCCCAAAGAAUCUUUGAUUUGCUGUUGCCGCACUCUCAAGAUGCUUUCGAGACCCCGCUCACUUGGUCAGCGUCGGAUAUCACGAUCCCAAAGACCUUUUUGAUUUGCGAGGACGAUAUAGCUUUUCGAGCAGAGUUUCAAGAGCAGCUCGUUAAAUCCAUCCCUGGCAUGGGAGAAGCAAGGAUUGCAGCAGGCCAUAGUCCAUUCGUGGGGAAAUCAAUGCAACUUGCGAGAAAACUCGUAGAAAUUGCUGAGGACAUAAUUUAG
Fusarium venenatum is the source of this 774-nucleotide messenger RNA. RefSeq names its product Alpha/beta hydrolase fold-1. Lineage: Eukaryota; Fungi; Ascomycota; Sordariomycetes; Hypocreales; Nectriaceae. The record is from RefSeq and is a predicted model, not a curated record.